Molecule: messenger RNA, 1828 nt
Organism: Polypterus senegalus (gray bichir)
Lineage: Eukaryota; Metazoa; Chordata; Cladistia; Polypteriformes; Polypteridae
Gene: abrab
Product: actin binding Rho activating protein b
Exons: 2
Coding region: 41-1159 (372 amino acids)
Biological process (GO): positive regulation of Rho protein signal transduction; positive regulation of transcription by RNA polymerase II
Cellular component (GO): sarcomere
Molecular function (GO): actin binding
Source: RefSeq, a predicted model, not a curated record
GGUCCAGAGUACACGUGGACGCCGAAGUAAACACGGCCCGAUGAUGGAGAGAGGACGGAGCGGCCAGCAGAAGAAGGUGGCCAGCAGAGUGCGGCCCUCCAGCAUGGUGUGCAGCCUGGCCAAGAGCUGGCAGUGCUGGGUGGCCGAGAACGAGAAGAAGCGGGACAGCGAGCCCUCAGGGUGGUCCCCGUGUUCCACCGAGCAGGAGGGGAGUGGUGGCACGGGCAGAAGGAGCUGGGCAGGCAGGCACACCGACACAGCACAGGCUGGCGAGCCCAGCGAGUCGAGGAUCAGGAGCGGGCAGGUGACGAAAAGUGUGACGAGUCGGGUGCAGGACAAAGGCAGGGACAUCCAGCUGCUGACAAAGAAAUAUGAGGAGGACCAAAGCGACCCUCGGCCCUCGCCGCUCGGGAACACGACGCCCACCCGGAGGAGGAAGUGCACCAACCUGGUGAGCCAGCUGACCCAGGGAUGGAAGGAGAUGGAGAAGGAGAACCAGCUGACCGCUGGCCACUCGGGGGGCACCAGGAGCAGCAGCGUGGACACGGAGGACAGCGGCUUUCUGGAAGGUGACGAGAAGAACCAGCAAGGACCGGAAAAGGAAGAGAAGCAGGAGCAGCAGCAGGUGGAGGAGGAGGCGCCAUGUCCCAGAAUUAAACGCCCGUCGGCGGUGGCGGUCAACCGGGAUGUGGAGGAAGCCAAGAAGAUCAGCCUCGUUACCAAGAAAUACAGCCCAGUGACCAACCUGAAAAGCAAGUGGCAAAACUGGGCCGAGGAGCACGUGGUGACUCAGAAACUGAACCCCUUCAGCGAGGAAUUCGACUACGAAAUGUCGAUGGCCACCCGCCUGCGUAAAGGUGACGAGGGCUACGGCAGGCCGAAGGAAGGCUCGAAAACGGCAGAGCGGGCCAGGAGGGCCGAGGCUCACAUCCACCGCGAGAUCAGCGACAUGUGCUUCAUCAUCAGGACCCUGGUGGACCCGGACCCCGACGGAAAGACCAGAGUCACGUUCGCGCAGCUUUUCGACAGAUACGUGAGAAUUUCAGAUAAGGUCGUCGGCAUCUUAAUGCGCGCCAGGAAACACGGCAAACUGCACUUUGAGGGGGAAAUGUUGUGGCAGGGCAGAGACGAUGACGUCAUAAUCACUCUUUUAGUCUGACGCUUUUUCACUGAAGACAUUUCUGACGGGGCGUCUCCGAUUUGCUGUCACCAACGUGAAACACGUACGCCGCAUUCCUCGCCAUACUUACCGCCCAGCUAAUUCUGUUUGGAUUUGAAAUAACGUUCUUUACUUGGCCUGUCAUCGUUCGUGUCUAAAUAGCCACAGAUGCCAAAGACCACAGCCAAUGUAAAACACCCGAGGCCUGGCUCAAAAGUGAAGAUGAGUGAGAUGAUGCCACUGCUCAGUCCACUAAUUUCAAUGCCUUGGGUACACACAAGCGAGGAGAGGAUCGGUGACAACAUUCAGAGUUCUCAUCUCGUCUUUCACCUUUUCACAUAACCCAAGUGACCAACACCUGUGAUGUUCUCUUCUUUGAUGAAUGAAAACAUCGCUAAUUCAUGGAAGAGCCAACUUUUGCGGAAUGGGAAGGCACCGCAUUAUAAUAUCAUCAUUAGACAUGCUGCCCAUUCAUACCACGCAAGGUCAUCAACAUUGGCUCGGAUGCACUGAGGUGGCAUCAGGAAUUCACCAAUCCGGCUCAUCGUCAUCAGCACAGAAAACGCUUUGUGGCUUCGGCUGUGAUGCACUACACCCGCAUGGUGGCCGUUCCUCCACGGCCUGGCCACACAAACACAUUUUCAAAUAAAAGCAGCAGAAGGGCGCAGG